This is a messenger RNA of Maudiozyma saulgeensis, 1641 nucleotides long. The record is from the annotation of a GenBank genome assembly. NCBI's taxonomy places the organism in Eukaryota, Fungi, Ascomycota, Saccharomycetes, Saccharomycetales, Saccharomycetaceae.
AUGUCGUCGAAUGAACAAAACCAGGAAGUACCAAAGGAAGAAACUGAAAUUCUUGCUUAUUUAAUUGAAGUUAGAGGGUUUUUAUCUAAAUUGAAACAAAAUAGAGAUAAAUAUUUAAAUUCAACAGAUGUGCAACGUACUUAUCAAGAAGUAUUAACCAAAGUCCGUGAAUUAGAUUCAAUUAGAAAAAUUAAUCAUAAAGAUGCCACUGGUAUUACUUUAAUUCAUAAUGCAGAAUUACAUAAUCGUGUGGAUUCUGUAUUGGACGAUGUAUUUCAAUUAUUAUCAUUAUGUUUCCUAACCGUGGGAUUGAAAAAAUCUGCUCCAGCAACAUAUGCUUCCUUAUCUACCGUUCAAUCUUUAUUAGAACAUUUGAAAGAAUCUCGUAUUUAUACUCAUCACGAUUUAAGACCAAUUAAGGAAAGAUUAGAUGAAAUUAGUAAGAUUGUUGACGAAAGCUGUGCCGAGGAGAAAAGAGAUAGUGAUAAUGAUGAUGAUGAUGAUUCUUUAAGUGAAGAAUUUAGAAAAAUUGAUACUGAAAGAAAUAAAAAUAAGAUAGAACAAGAUUUAUUAUUAAAAGCUAAAUUAAGUCAUUGUUUGGAUCUAUAUAAUGAAAUUGAAUCAAAAUUAGAAUCUAUUGAUCCAAGUCUUGCUAGUUUAAUGGAAAAAUUAUUUCAAAUUAGAAGAAAUUUAUUAUCUUUAGUGACUUUAUCAAAGAAAAAUUUAUCAUUCCCUGUUAAUGAUGAUAAGUUAUCAUCAACAUUAGAUAUUGAAUCUGAAAAUAACUCUAAUGCUACUAAUACUAGAAUUUCAAGAGAAAUUGUUGAAAAAAAAUUAGAAUCCCUUCAAGGUGAAUUAACUGAUUUAGAAAAUAAUAGAGAUGAAAAUGGUAACUUUAGAUCAUUAGAGACAAAUAUGGCAUCCGAUCAAGGUCAAAAUGUGUUAAAUGGUCUUAUUGAUGAUUGUCAUGAUUUAAUUAAUGAUUUAUCUCAUCAUCCAAAUAAUUCUACUGAUAAUGCUAUUACAUUAUUUAAUGAUGAAAAUUUACAAAAAAUUUAUGAUGAAUUAAUAGAUAUUAAAACAACACUUGAAAAUUUAAUGAUUACUAGAAGAUGGACAUUAAGAGAAACCGAUUUAUUUUCAUAUCAAAAGAGAUUAAGUGCUGUUGAUGCAAAGAGAGUAAAUGGGAAAUUCCCAACUAGUGAUGGUAAUGUAGCUACAAAUUCAAAGGGCCAAUCAAUUCUGUUAUAUCUUUUAAGAAGAUGCUACACCAUUAUAUAUAAACUAUUAGAAAGUUCAGAACCUGUCUCAGAAUCCUUACAACCAAUUCAUAACCAACUAUCUACAGUACGUCGUUGUCUUCUAGAACUAAAGAGAAUGGGUGGUGUCAAUAAUGAAAGAGAGUUAUAUCCAUAUAUAAUGAAGUUGACAUCAUUAGAUAAUCUACGUAAAGAUGGGAAAUUUUAUGAUUCAGAUGGAAAUAUUCCGGAAGGUCAAGGUAUAUUAAAUGCUUUAUUAGCAAGUUGUUUUGAUAUUAUGCAUGAAUUGAAAGUAGAGGCAGAAGAAAGGGAAGAAAAUGGAGAAGGUGAAGAUGAAUCAGAUAGUGAUGGUAAUUAUGAAGAAGGUAACGAUUAUUAUUGA